Pteropus alecto (black flying fox) is the source of this 1013-nucleotide messenger RNA. It is a transcript of the gene NOL12, whose product is annotated as nucleolar protein 12. The record is from RefSeq and is a predicted model, not a curated record. Bases 104 to 748 code for a protein of 214 amino acids. Gene Ontology annotation, molecular function: RNA binding. Lineage: Eukaryota; Metazoa; Chordata; Mammalia; Chiroptera; Pteropodidae. Gene Ontology annotation, cellular component: nucleolus. The transcript has 6 exons.
CGGAACUGCGGAGCACCGCUGUGAGGAGCGCCGGAAAGCCAAAAACGCUACACCCGGAAGCGUCUUAGGCGAGUAGGAGCCGUGCCGCCCAGGCCUCAAAAUUAUGGGCCGCAACAAGAAGAAGAAGAGAGAUAAUGACAGCCGGCGGCCGCGGCUCAUCCUCAGUUUUGACGAGGAGAAACGGCGGGAGUACCUGACAGGCUUCCAUAAGCGGAAGGUGGAGCGGAAGAAGGCAGCCAUUGAGGAGAUCAAGCAACGGCUCAAGGAGGAGCAGAAGAAGCUCCGUGAGGAGCGCCACCAAGAAUAUUUGAAGAUGCUGGCAGAGAGAGAGGAGGCUCUGGAGGAGGCAGAUGAACUAGACCGGCUGGUGACAGCAAAGACGGAGUCAGUGCAGUAUGACCACCCUAACCACACAGUCACCGUGACCACCAUCAGCGACCUGGACCUGUCGGGGGCCCGGCUGCUCGGACUGUUGCCGCCUGAGCAAGAAGCUGGGUAUGGAUCUGAGGAGGAGGCAUCAUCCAUGGAGAAGCCAACCAAAGCCUUACCCAGGAAGUCCAGAGAUCCUCUGCUAUCCCAGCGGAUCUCCUCUCUCACAGCUUCACUUCAUGCACACAGUCGCAAAAAGGUCAAGAGGAAACAUCCCCGCCAGGCCCAGGACUCCACCAAGAAGCCCCCGAGUGCCACUCGUACCAGCAAGACCCAGCGUCGUCGGCUGACCGGCAAAUCCCAGCACAGCAGAGAGUGAGCCUGAGAACCAGGCCAGGGCCCAGCCUGGGCUGAAGAAACCUGUCCUGUCUCUGCUUGGCUGUCCCCGUAACCCAACCUGCAUCGAGAUGGUGACUCCAGAGCCCAAAGUUGGGAGACCAGCACCUCUCCGGCCUGGGGCUUGAACCCCAGAAGGAGCAGGCAGCUAAGAAGUGGCCUCCCUCAGGAAGAGCCUUCCAGGCCAGAUUUAGAGCAUCUUCCCAAACGUAUAUCCCACUGGGCCCUCAUUAGAUUUGUAAAAUUAA